CAAAACAUGGGGUGCAGGUAAAGGAAUGUUCAUGUUCCCGGAGUUAAAUGUGGUUUGUUAACAAGACGUGAAGUUUAAGCAAUACAGGUUCGGGCAGGCUUGAAAUCUGGAAUCUGAGAUGUUUUCUCUUCGGUUCAGAUCGCACCUUCAGCUCAGAAUGUGGGUUUGCACCAUUUCCAGAGAAGGUGCCCACAAACUGGCCUCGAUUCAUAAAGCUACAGUCCUGCCCCAGAAAAAAGUCAAAGGAAUACUUUACCCCUUUGAUGAGCUGGAGCCCUACAUUAGCAAGUCUGUGGACAGGACACCUUUCCAGCUUUUUCAUCCCAGCUUGGAAGACAUGGUUAAAGCAGAAAAGGUGUUUUGUGUUUCGCCAUUUCAUAAGAUUGAUUACUACACCUCAGCAGAGAGGAUGGACCAUGCACCGGUACUGGCACCACCAGAGGUGUGUUUCAUCGGCCGAAGUAAUGUAGGAAAGUCAUCACUUAUUAAAGCUCUGUUCUCACUGGCUCCAGAUGUAGAAGUUCGAGUUUCCAAAACUCCAGGUCACACAAAAAAGAUGAACUUUUACAGAGUGGGCAAAGCUUUCACUGUUGUGGACAUGCCAGGCUAUGGGUACAGAGCACCCAAAGAUUUUAUAGAUAUGGUGGAACCUUAUCUUUAUUCCAGGAAGAAUCUCGUAAGGACGUUCCUCUUGACGGAUGCCAGCGAUGGUCUGCAGGAUGCCGACCUCAUUGCACUGGAAAUGUGCGAGGAGUUGAAAUGUCCAUAUGUGAUGGUGGCGACCAAGAUUGACAAAUGCGGGUCCGGAAAGCUGGUGUUAAACCUUUUGAAUCUUCAGAAUAUGAUGAAUACAAACACUUCAACCUGCUUCCCCCAACCAUUUCUGGUCAGCUCCCUGCACUUUUUGGGGAUAUACCUCCUGCGAUGCUUCAUUGCCCAUGUUACUGGGAGCAUUCGGUUAUCAGACACCUUCCAAAGCUGUAGAGAGCCACACUGACCUGGACUGGGAAUUUAUAGGUGCAGGACUAUUUCAUCUUGUGACAUUGUCUGUUUCCA
Thalassophryne amazonica is the source of this 1056-nucleotide messenger RNA. RefSeq names its product GTP binding protein 8 (putative) (gene gtpbp8). The transcript is spliced from 8 exons. NCBI's taxonomy places the organism in Eukaryota, Metazoa, Chordata, Actinopteri, Batrachoidiformes, Batrachoididae. The record is from RefSeq and is a predicted model, not a curated record. Gene Ontology annotation, cellular component: mitochondrion. Gene Ontology annotation, molecular function: GTP binding. Bases 119 to 997 code for a protein of 292 amino acids.